Molecule: messenger RNA, 5855 nt
Organism: Panonychus citri (citrus red mite)
Lineage: Eukaryota; Metazoa; Arthropoda; Arachnida; Trombidiformes; Tetranychidae
Gene: Gyf
Product: GRB10-interacting GYF protein 2-like
Molecular function (GO): protein binding
Source: RefSeq, a predicted model, not a curated record
CGUGAUCACCAAGGCGGGGACUCCGGGCCGAGGCCCUCUCACUGCACUCCGGGGGCGGCUGAAGCCCGCCACUAGCUCAAAACGAGUUAGAUGGGGAGUGAUAUUUUUGGUAGCGGGUGAUUGCGUUCGCGCAGCGCCCCUUUAACCUUUAUAACGAACAACAGAAUCACAAAGAACACCAAAGACGCUAUUGAAUUUGAUUGGUGAUGGUUGAUUCAAUUGUCUUUUCAUUUGCGUUUUAAUUGUUACAAUUUUUGUUGUUUUUCGUUUAUUCAAAUGUGUUUGUUUUCUGUUAACCUUUAAUUGUAUUUGGAAUCACAAGAGGCCGCACUUGUUGAAUUUGUUGAGUUUGUUUUUCUUUAAUUGUUCUGUUCGCCGCAAGGAUCGCAUCACUUCACAGUUGAGAUUUUCAUUUGUUCUUAUGUUUAUACAUAUGUAUUUCUGUUCUUUGUGAUUAAAUUUCAAUUAAAUUUGUUCCUUUAAUUGUUGAUCAUUUUUGUCUUCAAGGUAACCUUCAAAUUAAUCAACAAUAAUCGUUGAUUGUUAUUAGAAAAUUAAAUUCUCACCUCAUCGAAAAAUUGAUUCUUAUUGAGCUCUUUUCUUUAUCUCUCUCUCUCUCUCUUUUUCAGUUUACUUUCUUUUUUCUCUGUCUUUCUUUCUCUUUUCUUUUCAUAAUUCUUUCUCUGUGUCUCUCUUUUUCUUCUCUUUCUAUUGAUCUUGCUCUUUCUUUCUCUCCAUUCUUGGUCUUAUUUUCUCUCAUAUUUAACAAUAGUCACUAAUUCUGUAUCUCGUUCUCUUUGUUUCGUUCACUUGAAUCAUUGUGCUUGUUCACAUAGGCUGUUGGCAGUCUAUUUUCUCCAUUCUCUGAAAAUCCUUUGUUUUAUCAUCCUUGGUAUACGUUUCUGUUUAUUUAUCUUCUUUCCACUUGUUUGAUAAUUAACUGGACAGCAUCACAUUUAAGCCGAUUAAACAUGGCAGAAACUGUUCUCAGAUUUGGGCCUGAAUGGCUUCGUGCUUUAACUGAUGGAGGAGUCAGUCACCAAAAUGCUUCUGCUAAUCCUGUUUCCAAUCAUCAAAAUAUCCCUUCAUCAACAACUAAUCUAACAAGCAACAGCUCGCUACCAACUCUUUUCCCAAUUAAUAAAUAUAAACUGGCUCAAUAUCGUUACGGGCGUGAGGAAAUGUUAGCUUUAUUUGAUAACAACGUCGAUAUGGCCCUCGAAUUGAAAGAAAUACCGACCUUAACGGUAGAUAAAUGCCAGCUACCUCUUGCUCUCAUCCCUAUGAAUGAAGAUGAACAUCGUUUGUGGUCUAGGUCUGUGAACAGUGAGGCCAUGUUGAGGCUUAACAAGAUGAAUGCUAAUGCUGGUAAUGCUGAACGUGACCGACCAGAAAGAAGUGCCACUGUGAGUGGUGCUACACCUAAUGAAAGGACAACUGGUCCUGCCAUACGAACCAUGAGAGGAGGUAUGACUGCUGAAAGAAGUAGAGGACGUGGGAGACCUGCUUAUUAUCAAAGAACUGGUCCCUAUGAUGAAAAUGGGGAAACUGGUGAACCAAGAGAUGCCUUCAGAAAAAAUUAUGAAAAAAGUUCUAGCAUUAGUGAAGACGGGCCCAGGGAAAAAAGCUUUGACAGAUCUUUGUCUAGAGGGGAAAGUAGUGAUGAAGGAAACAGGAACAGGAAAGACGUUAGACUUGCUGAUAACUGGAGAUCAGGUGGUAGAAGUGAUGAUCGUAAUAAUUGGAGAGCUCGUGGCAGAACAGAUGAUAACUGGAAUAGAAAUCAUGACUCUUGGAGAACUGAUGAUCGUGAUGGAAUAGGAGAGGAUCAGCAACAUCGAAAUGGUCCAAUUAUGCGUCGAGGUUAUGGAAAUCAUUAUAAAAGAAAUUCAGAAGGUUGGGAUGACAUGGAUGAUGAAGAACGGAAGAGUAAUCUGCCUGAAUGGAGCUUGGACGACGACAUGUCUUGUGAGGCCAGAGUGGGAACGUUCGAUGCGUCUGGAGCGUUUCGUGAAGGAAGCAUGGACGAUGAAAUCAAAGAUAAUCCACCUGGUCAUAACUCUAAAGAUCAUAAUGAUUUAAAAAAGAAGGUGAUGGAUCAUAACAACUCAGUUAAUGACAAUGUAAAUAUGGAUAAGAAUGAAGCUCCACCGGAUGAUUCUAAGUUACUUGUUGACCUGGACGAUGAUGAACUCAGCGCUCCGCCAUUUGAUGACAAUAAAAUUAUGACUGGUCCGCCGAUAUCAAAAAUGUCCGAUAACAAUAUUGACUCCCAGUUUCAGCUACAAUCUCAGUUAUCCCAUCAACAUCAGCCAUCUAUAUUACCACAGAUUCAGUCUCAACUUCAAAAUCAGCAAAUGACUUCUCAAUUGCAUCCAGCUUUACAACCCUCUCUCCAAACUCAGCUCCAGCCACAGUUUCAAUCACACCUUCAGCCUCAAAUGCAGUCCCAAAUGCAGUUGCAAUCCCAAUUACCUUCGCAGUUACAGCAGCAGAUUCAGUCUCAACUUCAACCUCAGCUCCAAAAUCAACACCAACCUCAAAUACAAUCUCAACUUCAGUCUCAGAUGCUUCACCAACAUCCUCCUCAAGCAUUAUCUCAACCUCAGCCACAAUCUCAAAUGAACACUCACCAUCACAUUCAAACUCUUUUGGAAAACUCGCAUAUUAACCCUAAUCAUAAACCUCAUCAUGAAGAAGAUGGUUUGUCUCAUUUAGAAAAGGCUGCUGAAAACAUGGUCGCUCAAUGGACUUCGGAAGCGGAUCAAGAAGAAAGGGUUCUCAGGGAUAAACAGAGUAAUAAUAUGACAGUUGUUCCUCUUCACCAUGAAGACGCAUAUAAAUGGUUUUAUCGUGAUCCUCAGGGUGAAAUCCAAGGUCCAUUCUUACCUCAAGAGAUGUAUGAUUGGUUAGUUUCGGGUUACUUCACUGUAGAUCUACUAGUCAGGAGAGGCUGUGAUGAAAGAUUCUCUCAAUUAGGAGAGUUAAUUAAGGGAUGGGGUCGAAUGCCUUUCAUUACUGAUAAAAAUCCUCCUCCAGUAGUUAACAUGACACAACAAACACAACCCAAUAAGUCUAUCAAUGCAGAUGCGCUACCGUCUACUUUGUCGCCAAAUUCUCUCUACUCACAAAAUUUUAGACAACAGCAGAUUCUUCAACAACGCCAACAAGAUCAGAUACAGAGACAAUUUUUUUUGAACCAACAACUACAAAUGCAAACUCAGUUGCGGCAGCUUUUAGAUCAACUGAAAAAACAAGAUGGAUUCUCAACAUUAUCAGCGCAAGAACAACAGUGUGUCCUUGUCCAGCAAUAUGUAACCGCUCAGCAUCAAGCAGAACAGAGGCGGAUGCAACCAACUCCACCUCAACCGACGAACAUUCCUGACGAACCGAAAUCAGUGAUGGAACAAUUAUCUAGACUUGGUGUGCCAGUUGUUCGAAGUGGUCCACUUCUUACUCAAUCAACACAAAGUAUCUGGGAUUUAGGGAAUGGAGGAGUAAUAACUGCAUCUGCAUUGGAAGAAUUACAAAGACGUGAGCGUGAUAAAUUAGAGCUUGAAGAGAAAAAGAAACUUUUAGAGAAAGAGCAAAUUGAAGCACAUAAACGAGCGGCAGUCGAAGCUCAACGUAAAAGAGAAGAAGAACAAAGGAUAGAAGAGUUGACCCGUAAAUUAGAGCAAGAAAAGAAACUCAGAGAGGAAUUACUCAGAGAUAAGGAGGAGCGCCGAAGACGAGAAGAAGAGGAUGAAAAACGAAGAAUGGAACAAGAAAGAAUCGAGCUUGAAAGAGAAAAGAAAAGACUGGAAGAAGAAAGACGAAAACACGAGGAAAUGUUGAGAGCUGAGGAGAUUUUCAGGAAACGGAGAGAAGCAGAACGACAACGACUCAUGAAAGAAGCUGAAGAAGCCGAAAUAUUGAGGCACCAAGAACAGAUGCAACAAGAACUGGAUCAAGCCCGGAAACCGAAUCAACUAAGCCAACAAAAACAAAACCAACUACAAAAACAACUUCUGCAAGCUCAGCAAAACCAACAAGUCAAAGAGAGGAAAGAAAACCAAAAACAGGUACAAAACCAACAGACCCAAAUUCAGAAAGAAUCUAAGAAAAUCUGGCCUGAUCGAACUAAUUCCGAUAAAGCUGAUGGUUGGUCCUUUGAUAGCGACUCUCCAAGUCCUGACGCAAAUUCAUCUUCUAUAAAGUUUCCUACGCAACAAAUUUGGAAAUCAUCUGAAGACUCAGGUGAUAAAAAUUCUUCAAAACAAAUUUGGGGUCAAGCUUGUCAAACAAAGAAUUCAACCAUAUCUCUUGCCGAAAUUCAAAGACUCCAAGAGGCCAAGGAAAAGGAAGAGAAAAUUAAACAAGCUCAACAAACUGAAAGGCAAAAUAUUUAUUUAGAAAAACAAUCAAAUGCCCAACAGUUAUUUGAGCAGCAGCAAAAACAGAAAAACCAAUUGACAUGGGCUAGAAGUCAUUUGCAACAAGCUCAAGCACCAGUGAAAACGUUGGCCGAAAUUCAGAAAGAAGAAGCUCAGAAACUUGAGAAGCAAAAGAAAAGUGAAGAGAAAAACGCAGCAGUUAAACAAAAUACGGUUACAAGUUGUGGAAUCUGGAGUAACGCGGCCAGUCAGUUAUCUUGGAAAGGGUCUUCCACCAAUGCCUGGGGCCAAUCUUCUAUUAUUACAGGUUCUUCGAAUCAAACAUCUUCACCGGGGCCAAAUUUUACAGGUAACAUAGGAGAAGCUUUUUGGGACACCCCAGCCCCAAAAGAAAGCAAAAAUGCAUCUAAGAACCAAGAAAGUAGUGCCUUGCAGCACAACAUCAAGUCCAGUGGUGGAAAUAAUAAUGGGGCCAGUGGCAAAUCCAAAUCUCGAAAAGAAGAGGAAGUUGUGAUGAAACUAUUUAGUAACCAGCGUCGACAAAAGCCUGACGAGUUCACCAUAUGGUGCACUGGAGCGCUGAGCAAAUAUAAGUCAUCUAUUGAUAUUCCUACGUUUAUUGCAUUUCUCAAAGAUGUUGAAUCUCCAUUUGACGUCAGUGAUUAUGUGAACUCUUAUCUGGGUGACACUAAAGAAACAAAAGAUUUUGCCAAUCAGUUCUUGGAGAAAAGGUCAUAUUUCCGCAAUCAAGCUAAAAAAGAAGCAUCAGAGGAACUGAUGUGGGGACCAGCUCCUGCUAUAACUCCGUCCGUUAAUAAAUCAUCACACAAUAAUCCGUCAUCCAAUAAUAAUGGAGGAGAUGGUAAUUCUGGUGCCGCAUCAAAGAAAAAAAAGAAAAAGGCGAAAAAAGUUGCUAAUUCAAUCCUAGGAUUCACUAUUCAAUCUGAUCCUGACAGAAUUAAUGCAGGAGAAAUUGAAACAGUGGAUAAAUAAAUGAACGACACUUGAUUCUGUUAGAGAUUAGAAAACGAAUGACUUUCAACGAGAACUGAAACGAUGUGUUGAUCCAAUAGUAUCUUCAGCUAUUAUCGCCUUUCUUCACGAUUAUCUCUCAUUUGGUUCUCUUUCUCGUCUUCGUCUUAUUCUCCCGUUAAAUUGCUGCAAAAGAUUAUCUUAAUUAGUCUGACUCCUCGUGACUGAAGUUCAUUUAACUAAUCUGUUAACUUUGAUUUGCGCUUUUCUUAAACCAAGACUUAGCUUAUCAAAUUUCUUUCGUCUACUCACCAAGACACUUUAAAAACAGAAAACGAAUUAAUGUAAGGAAAUUAUUCCAUCAAAACACUAAGAAACAUCAGUCAGAAUUCUGACUAAGAAUCAUCGUUAAAUUGAUUGUAAAUUGUUGUAAAAUCCUAAUGAUAAGGCAACAAAUUUUUUGAAAGAUUGAAAUCAAUCAGAUUAUUUGGUAAAAAAAACAGUUAA